This is a messenger RNA of Engraulis encrasicolus (European anchovy), 1009 nucleotides long. RefSeq names its product cathepsin K-like. NCBI's taxonomy places the organism in Eukaryota, Metazoa, Chordata, Actinopteri, Clupeiformes, Engraulidae. The record is from RefSeq and is a predicted model, not a curated record. Bases 35 to 871 code for a protein of 278 amino acids. Gene Ontology annotation, cellular component: lysosome. The transcript is spliced from 6 exons. Gene Ontology annotation, molecular function: cysteine-type endopeptidase activity.
GGAGUCCAUCCGCAGGAGCAUCUGGGAGAAGAACAUGCUGAUGAUUGAGGCCCACAACCAGGAGUACGAGCUGGGGAUCCACACCUACGAACUGGGCAUGAACCACCUGGGAGACAUGACAAAAGAAGAGAUUGUGGGGAACACGAGGGGCUUUAGACCGGUAACGUAUGCUGAGCUCAACAACACCUUUCAUCCUGAAUCUGGAUCCCGUAACGCCUCCUUGGACUACCGUAAAAAGGGUUAUGUCACCUCUGUGAAGAAUCAAUUACCAUGUUCUUCAUGUGGCUGGGCCUUCAGUGCAGUGGGGGCCCUGGAGGGUCAGCUGGCCAUGACAAGGAAGAAUAUGGUGGCGCUCAGUGCCCAAAACCUGCUGGACUGUGUGCAGAAAGAGUCAGUUGAGAUGGAAUUGAAAUUAGCCUAUGCCUUUAUGUAUGCCCGUGACAAUGGUAUCGCCAGUGAGAAAGCCUACCCUUACAAACACAUGAAAGAUGCAAAGUGUAUGUAUCAUAACUCCAUGAAGGCGAUCACGUGCCGAGACUUCAUGACAUUUCAACCAGAGAGUGAGAGUGUGCUUGCUGAUAAUUUGAACAUGAAUGGCCCAAUGUCUGUGGGUUUUGAUGCAAGCCAGCCAGCUUUUCAGUUUUACAAAAGUGGUACAUAUUCUGAUUUCUACUGCAACCCUGACAAGUUGACCCAUGCUCUCCUCUUAGUUGGUUACACCCCGGAUGCCUGGAUUGUCAAGAAUAGCUGGGGCGAGACAUGGGGUGACUCUGGCUAUGUUUACGUUGAGAGGGAAAAAAACACCUGUGGCAUCGCCAACUUCGCCAGCGUUCCUGUCUGUGAUGAUUUCAAAGAAACAAAUAAACCAUGAUUUCCCCCAAUUAAAUCAAAAUGAAAUGAAAAUGUUUUGAUGUCUGAUGCCUGCUAACAUUCUGAGGAGUUAAUAAAUUUACUGCAUUUUUUUUAUAUCUGUCCCAUUUAUCUGUUGUUUUCUUAUACACAACACAAG